Messenger RNA from Rotaria sordida, 987 nucleotides. Lineage: Eukaryota; Metazoa; Rotifera; Eurotatoria; Philodinida; Philodinidae. The record is from the annotation of a GenBank genome assembly.
AUGCAUCUAUCAAACAAACAACGUUUAAUGAAUAAAACAUUUACAAUACUAUCAAAUAAAUAUAAUAAUGUUGAACAAGAUCAAUCGAAUUGUAUUUUGGAAAAUAUCAGUCAAUUAUCAAAAACAUUAGACAAUAAUCGAUUUUGUACAUUUACCAAAUAUAAGAUCAAACAACAACAUCAACCAACAACAGUUAUUGUCAAUCAACAUCAACAACGAUAUUUUGAUUCACCAACAAUGAUUACAUUAGACGAUGAUGAUGAUGAUGAUGAUGAUGAUGAUGAUAAUAAUAUUCCUUUAAUUCGUUGUUCAAAUAAUAAAAAAUCGAUUACUACUAAUUCAGAACCAAGUCUUGAUGAUACUGAACUUAGUGAUCUUUUAAUCUUUACUAAUCCAAAUCGUAUUUUAACAGAAUCAAUGCAAGUUGUUAUAAGUCGUCAUCCAUCAUUACAAGAUUUUAAGUAUGUUAAUGAUAUAAGCAGUGUAUUAAUUGAACAACAAUAUAAAGAAGAACCUAUUUAUCAAGAAUUAAUUCAAAUCGAUCAUUUAAUAUCAACACCACCAAUAGAUCAUAUGAAUGAUAUUGAUGAAAAUAAAGAAAAUCGUCCUCCAUUAAUGCCAAUUAAAUAUCAUAUAUCACGUAUACCUGUUUGGACACCAUCAAAUAAUAAUAAGAAUAUGAAUACACCAAAAAUAUUAAGUAAAAGCAAAAAAAAUGACGAAACAAAGAAAAAACCAAUAAUUAAACCAUGUCUCACCGAUUUACUUGAUGAAUGGUCUCAUAUGACACCUAAACUCAAAGAAUUAUUGUCAAAUACACGUAAAAUACCACUUCAUACGCCUGAAUUGACAACAAAUAAUAUUGAAUUUCGUCGUCUGAAACAAUUAUUAAACGAUAUGGAAAUGACAAUAUCAUCAUGGACAAAUGCUAUUAAUCAGUGUCGUUAUGUUCUUCAACAUGCUCAAAAACAAUUUCAUCGUUCAUAG